Messenger RNA from Ipomoea triloba (trilobed morning glory), 3501 nucleotides. RefSeq names its product serine/threonine-protein kinase cst-1-like. The transcript has 19 exons. Gene Ontology annotation, molecular function: protein kinase activity; ATP binding. Gene Ontology annotation, biological process: intracellular signal transduction; regulation of MAPK cascade; protein phosphorylation. The coding region runs from base 69 to 2462 and encodes 797 amino acids. The record is from RefSeq and is a predicted model, not a curated record. Lineage: Eukaryota; Viridiplantae; Streptophyta; Magnoliopsida; Solanales; Convolvulaceae.
AAACUACUGAUAACGGUAGCUUCUUCAGCUCAGGUCGUCCGGUACGGCGAAGAUCAACAAAUUCGACGAUGGAAUCUUCUUCAACGUUUAGGCAAGGUCGCAAACCGCCGACGCCGAAGCAGCCGGACCUCUAUUCCACCUUCGUAGUCCACGGCAGCGACUUCGAGAAUGAGCAGAGCAGCGACGAUCUGUACUCCACAGUUGUCUGCAAAGACGACGUCGUUGGAGGUCCGAAGGACGAUGUUUCGCUUCCUCCGAUACUCAAACGCUUCUCCAAGGACGUCUACGGCGGCGGUGCGGUUGAUUCCGAAGGCGAGGAUGAGGCCGACUCUGUUUCCGGGACAAUGAUAGUGAAGAGUAGUCGCCGAAGACGUCUUUCCGCGGUGACGUCGAGUUUAGAUCGGGCGGAGAGGAUCCGGAAGAGUAGGGUUGAGGAGAGCGGGGAGGAUGAUGAUGAUGAUGAUGAGGAAGGGGAUUUCUCUACGUUUGUUAUGAGAGAGGAAGGGAAUUUCUCUACGUUUGUUAUGAGAGAGAGUGAGGGCGUGUCGGGGACAGUGGUGAGGAGGACGAGCAGAAAUGCGAGUGGCGAAGACGGUGGAUUAUCGACGAUGAGUAGAGCCGUGGCGAGUAUGCAGGGCGUCGGGGAGGGUGGGAUGGGGAGGCAGAGGAAAACCGGGAGCGGUGCGGCGUCGGAGGAGGAGACGAGGAUGCAGGCCGGUAAGGUCUCUUCGAGCUCCUUUCCGGAGGGUGUGAUUAGGGAAGACCCUACUACCAAGUACGAAAUUUACCAUGAACUCGGGAAGGGUUCAUAUGGGGCUGUUUACAAAGCUCGAGAUCUGAAGACUUCAGAAAUGGUUGCCAUCAAAGUCAUAUCAUUGUCUGAAGGGGAGGAAGGCUAUGACGAUAUACUUGGUGAAAUUGAGAUGCUGCAGCAAUGCAAUCAUCCAAAUGUUAUUCGCUACUUUGAGAGCUACCAAGGAGAUGAAUACCUUUGGAUUGUAAUGGAGUAUUGUGGAUGUGGAAGUGUUGCUGGUUUAAUGAAUGUAACUGAGGCACCACUCGAGGAGCAUCAAAUAGCAUAUAUUUGCAAAGAAGCGUUGAAGGGUCUCUCUUAUUUGCACUCCAUAUUUAAGGUUCAUAGAGAUAUUAAAGGUGGCAAUAUUUUGUUGACCUCUCAAGGAGAGGUUAAGUUAGGUGAUUUUGGUGUUGCUGCACAGCUGACUAGAACAAUGUCCAAACGUAACACAUUUAUUGGCACUCCUCAUUGGAUGGCUCCAGAAGUUAUUCAAGAAAGUCGGUAUGAUGGAAAGGUAGAUGUAUGGGCGCUUGGAGUAUCUGCAAUUGAAAUGGCAGAGGGGCUUCCUCCAAGAGCAACGGUGCAUCCCAUGAGGGUACUCUUUAUGAUAUCAAUAGAACCAGCUCCAAUGCUUGAGGACAAAGAGAAAUGGUCUCUUUUGUUCCAUGACUUCGUUGCAAUGUGCCUUACAAAGGAUCCCCGUCUUCGCCCAACUGCAGCAGAGUUGCUUAAGCACAAAUUCAUUGAGAAGUGUAAAGGUGGAGCUUGUAUGAUGCUACCCAGGAUUCAGAAGGCAAAACAAAUUAGGUCAUCAAUGGCGGAAGCACAGAAAAUUUCUUCAGUGACCACUCAACAAGAUUUAGGAGGCGGUCCCAAAGUAAAUGAAACAUUUGGAGAUACAGUUCCUGCUGGUCUUAAAGUUGCCGAUGUAGUGUCAUCCACAAUUGUUGUGGAUAAGCAUAAUUCAGAAUAUAUGGAUUCUGCUGAAGAAGAUGACUUUGGGACUCUGAUAGUUCGAGAUGGAGGUAACAUAGAUAAAACAGCUACUAAAAUUGCAGUCAGAAAUGCAGAACUGUCUUCUCCUCUUGAGCGUAUUGGAAGCGCCCGUACGCUUGGUCUUGGUGAAAAACCAAUUGAGCCUUGGUUGCACAAUGAGACGGGCGUAAGUUCCUCAACUGGGGCAUCCCAACCCGGACAAGUGUCAGCCUCUACUUCUCCUGUUCUAGACGAGAAGGGUAACAUCUUUAAAACCCAAGGUUCCUUGAAGAGUGAAACUGUCAGUCGAAAAGCUUUGGAUAAGCUUCGCUCAAUAUACUCAGCCGGUAACACAGUACCAAUCCCCUUACUGAAUGCAAGCGAUGUAUCACCAAUUGCACUUCUGUCUACAGACGUGCUUGGGGCCUGGCAACAAGAUGAUACGCUGCAUGAACUUUUCACUCGCGAUACUCCAUCAAAAAAGGGUCGAAGUAGACAAACCGAGGUUCCCCUUCCUCUAAGCAUACAUCAGCGACUAUCUUCUAGUCCUACUCUGAUGAAUCUAACCCAAGCAUUGGCUUAUCACAGGAUGGCCUUUGAAGAGAUGCCUCUACAGGAAAUGCAAGCUACACAAGAACAACGGACUGUCCAAGGCCUUUGCGAUACACUAAAGACUAUCUUGCGAUUAUAGGUUGAAGAUGUCCCCAGAAGAAACUAACUAGCCAUCCCUGCCUGGAAUGCAAUGCUGUCAAGAGACACUUAUCAGAAAGAGGGGUUCGAUAACCCACAAACUCCGGACACUUUGGAGGGAGACACUCGAUAGGAAAUCAGCUGUUCUAUUAUGUUCUCUAUACAUAUGCAUCACUCUGACAUUCAUCUAUGACUUUAGGUUAAGAUAUUAAUAGUAUCAUUGAACAAUUCAUAUACUGAUAAAAAAUUUGCAGUGGUUGUAACCACACACUGUUUGUCUGUUCGAGUCAUUUGCCAAGGCCUAAGGUGCUUUUAAAGAGAAGAAAGUAGAAUUGAUCCCUUCUGAUGUGUGUACAGCAGGAAAUGUUUACAGGAUAUUACAGCAUUUCAUAGAUCUCUGUGUAUUUCAAAAAUUGUUGUACAUGAUUCUACAUCGAAGGAACUGUUUCUAAGAAGAGGAAUCAAGGCCUCGGCAGGUGGAAGAACAGACAGACAUCUAAAGAAGAAACCUAAUCAACUUACAGGCACAACUGUUCUGUACUCCUUUUCUGUUACUGACCUUAUGCCAUGGGGGUCGGGGACCACAUCGUCUUCCAUGCCUUCUUUCGGAGGGUAGCCAUAUCUCUGCGCCAGCAGCCAUUGAUCAAUUACCCCACAGCUAAUGGCAUACUUGAUGGUUUGUUCCAAGUACCCUUUGUCAGUGACGAGGUGAGGCUGGACUGUCAGCAUUCGCAGGAUACCUGAAUCGUGAUGGGGAUGCAAAUAUUAACCGUUAUGGCCAAACUUCUGAAGGAAACAAAUGAAGGCCUGACAAGAAAUAGAAAUCCGCAUUGCUUUACCUGCAAUAAUGCCAUCUCCCGUUGCAGACAUAUCGGAAGUGUAAGGGGUGAGAGGUGCGUCCUCCAUUCCAAGAACAGCACCGUUAUGCUCCUUUGUAUAGUAAUGUAUCUUUGAAGUGCCAUUAGUUACGAACAAAACCUUUAAAUUUUCAUGCCAAAGUGGAGCAAUAACUUCAGGCGUGUAAUGAGUGAACUUAUCUC